AUGACUCCGAGUAUCACUCAUUACUUGAAAACAUCCGCCGCGCUAGAUUACGGCCAUGAAGUCGCAAGUUAUCCAUACUAUGAUGUAGAAUUCAUCAGUGGAAAGGUUCAAAUUGAGGUCAAAUACUCGGAAGAAUUUGAUGGUCUCAAUACUAACUUCUCUGACGGACCUUUUCCCUCUGCAAUUGGUCUUUCGAAUACGUAUCGCGUUGAAACCUGUGAACUCACCGAGACUGGACCUUUCGAAGCAUUCCUACUUCAAGGAGGACAAAGAUGGCAAUCAAUCCGCCUCUUGACUUCGGGGAGUGUAACAUUUUCAACAAUUGGAUUUACUGCAUCAGUAUCGGCUAUUGAUGUCAGUACAUUGCCCGAUAUUUGGGCCCUUGGAGCUAGGGCAUCAUCAUUGGCCUGCAUCGAUCCCGGAACUCAGGGCUCCAUGUGGGAAUUUGAUGCGAAUGGUGCUCUUGUUAGAGGUAUGAAACCAGGACUCACAAUUAAAGGUGCAUCAUUUCAGAAUUACAUGUUGGAGUUCAACACUAUGAUCAAAAGAGGCGAUAUAGGCUGGGCAAUUGGGGUUCCAAUUGCCCAGCCCUUAGGUCUCCAACUGAACCUGAUUGGGGAGCUACCUAAAAACACAACUUUCGUCAAUACGAACACCACACUUACUCCACCAAAUUCCUUGAUUCUCUCUUAUGGUCACUCUUUAGUUAAUUUCACGACACUUCCUUCCUAUCGUCUAGAUGUAUUCAACACACCUCCCAUAAGAGAGAAUACCUGGAGUACGGUGCGGACCAUCCUUGAUACUGCAGACAACCUUGCGGUAUAUAUAGAUGACGCAGAAACUUUCAAUACGUCUUUGUCAUCUUACUAUGUUGGUGAGACACCAAUACAGACGACUGGCACUCUUGGAUUUGGUGGCUGGCAAGAUCAGGGGACUUUGAAUACCUUUCUAGACUGGCAAAUAGAAGAUGGACUUUUGCCAUUUUCUCCGCAGAUUGGUCACAAUGCAUCUGGCGCCAAGCAGAUAUUUGCCUUAGGUAGUGGUGCAACCGCUGGUCUUGAAACUUAUGGUGUUGUCCUAGUUGACUACCAAAUCUUCGGACUGAUAUCCUACUCCAAUUAUAUUUCGUCCAGCAAUGACCUUGAGUUUGCUCCCGACACCGGUAUACCUGUCUUUCCCUAUUCGUUCAUUGGUCCGAGCCAAGGCUCUGCUAUCUCCUGCGCCCUCGUGCAAGCGUUGAGUCAGCUCGCGGAAUUGUGGAAUCCAACCAUCGGCGUUUAUUCCCUUUCUGCCGCUUCACCUGGCGAUUAUUCUAUUGCGGCAAUUGGAUUCUGUAUCACACCAGGCACGGCAAACACGACCCAAGCACUUCAAUCUUUACAAGCUCUCGAGGCCCUAAAGCUUGGGCCGGGAUAUAACGAUUCGACACAAGUCAAUAGUUCAGAUCCCAGCACAAAUAUUUCACCUAAUAUAAAUGGAUUUUGGCUUGCAGCAAUUAUCUCGUAG
Botrytis porri is the source of this 1506-nucleotide messenger RNA. RefSeq lists its product as uncharacterized. Lineage: Eukaryota; Fungi; Ascomycota; Leotiomycetes; Helotiales; Sclerotiniaceae. The record is from RefSeq and is a predicted model, not a curated record. The coding region runs from base 1 to 1506 and encodes 501 amino acids. The transcript has 6 exons.